Molecule: messenger RNA, 3705 nt
Organism: Zootoca vivipara (common lizard)
Lineage: Eukaryota; Metazoa; Chordata; Lepidosauria; Squamata; Lacertidae
Gene: RFTN2
Product: raftlin family member 2
Source: RefSeq, a predicted model, not a curated record
UCUUUGCUACUGCAGCAAAACAGACCUUCUGGCUGCAAGUGAUCACGCUGAAGUUUUGCAGCAACUUUUUAUUUCGGUUGUUUUCUCUCAUCAUUAUCAGCCAGCCAAGAGGGACAGACAAAGCACUCAUUGGUGCCCUCUGCAACAGAACACUGCUAGCAGGGGCUGGCUGUAAAUUGACGUGGCAUGGAAAAUCUCUGCUAAGUUUGUAACACUUUGUAUGUUCCUGCAAGAGCAGUAACACUCUUGCCCAGGAGGACUUCGUCGCCUGAAAGCAAAAAGGGUUAUAUGCAUGGAUGUAACUAUGGCUAGAAAAUUCCUCCUGUUUCUAACUUGGGACUUGAAUAUUCUUUUUUCUUUGGUGUUGUGGCUAGCAGUAAACAGCAUCUAAAACUUGGAGAUUCCUUCUUUUUCUUCAAUCAGAGGGAAACAGAUUUUGUGGUGUUCUCCAUUUCUACCUCCACCCUCUUUGCACCUUCCUGCUCCCCACCUCCCUGCCGGCUGUGACCAUGGGGUGCGGACUCAGAAAACUAGAGGACCCAGAUGAUAGUAGCCCUGGAAAAAUAUUUUCAACGCUAAAGAGACCGCAAGUGGAAACAAAGACGGACUCUGCUUAUGAGUACAUAUUGCUUGAUUUUACUUUGGAAGCUUCCUCAAAUCCAGAGGCGAUCAAGAUCAGCUCUGUGCUGGAAAUUGCAAAAAAGGUGGAGGAAUAUUAUAUGAAAGGAUACGUGGUAGGAGCUAUUCAUCCUGUUUUACUGUCAGUUGGACGAAGAAGACACUUUCCAGCAAGUCACAUUUAUCGAGUCGUACUACUGCGUCUCAAACUGAGCCAAAAGCAUCAAGCAUCUAGAGGACAAAGACAACCCAGACUUGUGAUUGAGGAGUGUCCUUCAACAUAUGAAACGCUAACAAAUGAGGUGGUGAAAGGAUUGUUGGAAAAGAUCAACGAUGCUGCAAAAAGAGGAAUGAAGUUUGUCGGAUUUAUAACACAACCUUGUCCAAAAUCGAAAAUCUGCAAUGGCACAAGCACAGAUGGGAAUGCAGAGUCGGAUUCAACCCUAAGCAGAAGAAGUAGGGAACAGAGAAGACACAACCCAGAUGACAGUGAUAAGCCCUGGAAUGAAGGGACUCUGAGUGGGCAGUCCUCUGAGAGUGGCAUAGAAGAAGAAAUCCAGCCAGACAUCGGGCAGUUGCGAGAGACAGAUUUUCAAGAUGGAAGAGAAGGCAGUCCUAGCUCAACAAAACUGAGGAAAGAAGAUAACAAAUUGUAUACAGUCUUCAACGUCUUUGAGGAUGAUUCCACCUGUUGGACAUAUCACGACGGUGUUUUGUCUCUAAAAGUGUCGAGGAAAGGACCCGUGAUUAGUACUUUGGAUGCUGACUGGCUAGAGUUAACCACGUUUUAUUACAAACAAGGGUUGUCAUUAAUUGACUCAUUCGUACACUGGGAGGCUUCUAAAGCUGACUACUUGCCCAAAUCAUUAGAAGGCUUAUUUAUAUAUGAAGAAGAAGGCACAGGAGUGCCCGGUUCAAACAGGAAAGGAAAUGAUGCCAUUGUUGUUGAACAAUGGACUGUAAUUGAGGGCAGUGAAAUCAAAACAGAUUAUGGUCCUUUGCUACAUACCUUGGCUGAGUUCGGUUGGCUUUUAACAUGUGUGCUGCCUACUCCAAUCAUCCGACUGGACAGUGAGGGAAAUUUGGCCACAAAGCAAGUUGUUUUCCUCCAGAGGCCUGUUAUGUGGAGCCCAGCUGCUCAGACGCCUGAGAAGAAAUCCACCAGGCAACUUAGAGAAGAAAAAGGAAAGGCUCCCAGCAGAAGUGUUGGAUUAGACACAGCUACUUCCCAGCCUGCGCAAAAUACACAAGCUACGGAUGAGUUUCAUCUAUCGCCUUCUGCAGAGUGUUGGCCCAAGGACAGAGGGGUCCAUUUUGAAAGCUUCGCCGGAUUCAGCAGCAGUGAUGGCAUACUAAGGGAACUGGAUGAUGGGCAGUUUGACCAAGAAGAUGGAGUCACUCAAGUCACUUGCAUGUGACCAGAAAAUGGAUUAGAUGGACCUGUACAUAUUUUUUAAAAAAUAAUAAUGUAAAAAUAGAAUUUGCUUUUUAUAUGUGUCGGUAUAAUUUUCUCCUUUUAUCUUAUACAAACAUGUGCACAUUAUACUUCCCCUCAACUCUGUAAAUAUACUCAUAGCACAACUCUUAUUUUAGUGUUGGCAGAAGUGCUAACUUUUGAGUAAGGUCUGAUUUACUGGGAUUUUGCAUUUCUAGAACAGCACUAUAUGUCGCUGAUGACAUCUCAGCAAUCUUUCUUGUCAGCUGGAAACAACUGCAGAUAGGGCGUUCUCUUCUGCAAAACAGAAGACUUUUUACAAAAUGCUUGAAAUGUAAUACAGCAGCAUUUCUCUUAAUACGCUAUUUUAAAUAUCGUGAGGUUUAACACCAAAUUAAAACUGUACAUAGAGAACCGUGUGCCAUUUUUAGGUUUCAGAUUUAAACUCUCCUCGUGUUAAGAGUGCAAACUCAAACGCUGUAAUAAAAAAUUGGUACUAAAAACAAAUCACUAAUAGUGUGCAGUCAUAAGUGUUAUUAGGUGGCUAUUUGUGAAUGACUGAAAAUCGUGACCAACAGAAGAGAUAUAAGCGGGUUUAAACCCAGUGCCUUGAUUGACUUUUUGAUGCUGCUUUGUACAAAGGUUCAAAAUACAUGUGAGAUUAAAAGUUCCUGUGCUGCAGGCUUUUAAAAACACAAAUUGCAUCAGCAGGGGUGAUAAUUAACUUUAUCAGAGCAGUCAAGGGGUGGGAAUUCAACCCUUUCCACCCCCUGCAGUGGUUCUGACGAACAUUGCUCUUCUGAAACUGGUAUUUCCUUUAUGGGGGGAAAUCCUCCAGAUAGCUUAUUAUUUCUAAUAAAUCCUCUGCAAGUAAGACGCAACGACACAUUCAAGUCUUCUCCAGUUAACUCAAUUAAUACAUACACUUUGUCUACAGCAAGGAAUUCUAUGUAUGAAACUUUAGAAAAUCUCUUGAGUAAAAUAAUUUCAAAACAAUUUAGCAAAAUAGACUGGUCUGGAAAAAGAAAAAGAUUUAAUUGCAACCUCUACUUUUUUUUACAAUGUAAUUCAAAAGACAGACACAUCUCAGUUUCCCUAUAAUGCAGAAUGUAAGUUAAACCCUCAAUAUAUAUUUACCAUACAAAGUCAAUAGUUCACUUAUGCUUACUGAAGUUCUACAGUAUCAGCCAGGCACAUGUGUGCACACAUUAUCAGAGGUACUUGAGUCAACAGCAUUAAAGGUUACAAGCAGUGCCCCAUUUACUUAACUUGAUUAUAUGAAGUCAAGUUUACAGUGCAGAAUUGGAUUCAUUUGCUAAAAACAAGAUUAGCCAUUUCAGAGACAUACACCAGAAUAAUAUGGAGAUGUGUUGAGAUUUUGUUGCAGCCUCAAGCACCACGGAUUUUCACAGAAAUGCUUAAAGGUGCUAUUUCAUUUUCCGGCUGGGGGGGGCUGCCCUGAACCAGCCAUUUCUGACAAUAACCAUAUAUACCCUGCUACCUCUGAAAAGGAAAUUCUUUAGCCACUUGCUUUGAGGUAUCAAUCGCAUCUACAUUACUCAAGGUAGGCCUUACAUUGGGUGAAUUGACAUAACUAGCUGUUGCUAAGAACACAUCUGAUGUGAUGACCCUGUUGACCAUUAAAACCAUAU